Alternaria atra is the source of this 402-nucleotide messenger RNA. RefSeq lists its product as uncharacterized. The record is from RefSeq and is a predicted model, not a curated record. The transcript is spliced from 2 exons. Gene Ontology annotation, biological process: proton motive force-driven ATP synthesis; proton transmembrane transport. Gene Ontology annotation, molecular function: proton transmembrane transporter activity. NCBI's taxonomy places the organism in Eukaryota, Fungi, Ascomycota, Dothideomycetes, Pleosporales, Pleosporaceae. Bases 1 to 402 code for a protein of 133 amino acids.
AUGGUUGCCAUCGCUCGCUCCUUCGGCGCCGCCCGCGUGGCCGCCCGCGGCUUCUCCAACGCUGCCCGCCAGCCCCAGCAGAGCACCCUCGUCGCUGCCCGCAGCGCCUUCCGCAACAACGCCGCCCGCAACGUCAUCCAGAAGCGUGGCAUCGUCGCCGAGUCCACCGCUGCCGCCAUGGUCGCUGCCGCUAAGAUCCAGGGUGCCGGUCUCGCUACCAUCGGUCUUGCCGGUGCCGGUGUUGGUAUCGGAACGGUUUUCGGUGGUCUCAUCCAGGGUGUUGCCCGCAACCCCUCCCUCAGGGGUCAGCUCUUCCAGUACGCCGUUCUCGGUUUCGCCUUCGCUGAGGCCACUGGUCUUUUCGCGCUCAUGAUGUCCUUCUUGCUCCUCUACGUCGCAUAG